UCGCUUGGGACGGAUUGCCGCGUGAAUGGACCCUUAAUAAUUACCUGUUUGUAUGGGUACAUUAUGCAAUUCGUACGACCUACUAUCGCGGUGAAUAGACAUUGAAGGCUGAAUGCUGUACGCGCGUGGUCUCUGCGAGGCGUUUAUAAAAAAAGUUAAAAACGUAGUUCUGUUUUUAAAAAUAAUUAUUUACUGACGAAUUGUUGUUCUGUGGUCGUUAUGCGUUUAAAAAGGGAGAUUUUAAUAUUUUUUUACUAAUCGCGCUUGGGCUUUCACGGCAUGCUGUGUUGACAAAGUUAAACCAAAACAUUUUUUUCAUUCAUAAAUACUGAAGAUUUGAUUAUAUUGUCGUUGUUAAAAAGUUAUAAAUGGUUUUAAAUAAAAUAAUAUAAAAUUAAAUUUUGAAUUACAAAGUGACGAAUAAUGCAAACGUUUUAACUCAAUUUUUAAAUGUGACAAAACGCGUGUGAACUCUCGAAGAAAGUGUUCUUUAUUUGAAUUCUCAGUGACUUUUUUUAAAUAGAUCUGUGUUUUUAAUCCACCGUAUUUUAUGAAUUACUUAAGGCAAUGCAUACUUUUAUUUUAGUGCCGUGUUUUGAACGAUAAAUAAAUAGUUAAAAUUUGACAAAAUGAAGAUAAAUCUAUCGCCCUCUCUGAUUCGGCAGUAUGCCGUAGUUAUUACAGUAAACCUCGGUGUAGUGACAACGGGAAUGAGCUUAGCAUGGCCGUCACCAAUCCUCGUGAAGCUCCGAAACGAAACGGAAACACCAUUGUCGAGGCCAAUCACAGAAGAGGAGGGGUCCUGGAUCGUUUCCGGUGGAUUCUUGGUCGCUGUAUUUGGUAAUCUCUUGGGUGGAAUGCUUUUAGAUGCCAUAGGAAGGAAAUAUUGCUUCCUAUUAUUAUGCCUGCCAAAGUUCCUAACGAGUAUGCUGUUCAUAUUCGCUACGGAAGUGUGGAUGCUGAUCCUGGGGCGAGUGGUGAUAGCCACUGCCGACAGCUUUCUCUUCAUGGUAGCACCUAUCUACGCAUCGGAAAUUGCAAGUAAAGAACAUCGCGGUUCGCUAGGCACCUUCAUGCAGAUCUUCUCGACACUCGGCAUCGUUGUGACGCUGUCGGCGGGCCCGUACCUCUCCUACAAAGCCUUCAAUAUCGUCCUAGCAAGUGCUAUAGCAGUCAGCACCUUACCUGUACUCUGUUUACCUGACAGCCCUUUCUAUCUUUACUCUAAAGGUCGUUCGGAAGAGGCAUUAGAAGUUCUAUUACAAAUCCGAGCAUCCGAAGCCAUAGCGAAAGAAGAACUCCAAGAAUACCAAGACUCCAACCGUAAUAAAGAGAAGAUUGACAAGAAAUUGUUGUUUAAAAAUAAGACAUUUUUGAAAUCGUUGUCUCUCGGAUUCCUGCUUUUUAUUGGCAGCCAGCUCGUGGGCUUCAACGCUGUACAGUUCUACCUGCAAACGAUAUUGGAGUCCACUAAAACCAGUGUGAAACCUGAGCUAGCAUCUGUUAUUAUUGGCAUAAUACAAGUUUUCGCUAGUUUCUGCACGCCUUUGUUUUUGACGAAGUUCGGGAGGCGGCCUGUAUUGCUGGGAUCACUUUCCGGAAUGUUUCUUGGAAUGCUUGGUCUGGGAAUAUUCUUUAAGCUGACUGAAAGCGGUGGUGAGAUUACGGGGUUCCUGAACUUCCUUCCCAUAAUAUCCCUGAUCCUGGUGAUAUAUUUCUUUAGUGCUGGUAUAGGAUCCUUGGUAUGGCUGGUAACAGCCGAAAUCUUUGACAGCUCAGCGCGCGCUAUUGGCAUGUCUAUCACUUCGACGUCGUGCUUACUGGCGAUAUUCGUAACGACUAAAUACUUCGCGUUCAUGACCGAGUCUUUAGGCCCCGCUCUAACAUAUUGGUUCUUCAGCGCUAUGUGUCUGUUAGUUGGGACGUUGAUAGCGCUGUUCGUACCCGAGACUAAGGGGAAGACGUUCAGCGAGAUACAGAGAGCUCUGGGAGCAGAGAGUAUAGAGUUUAAAGAGAAAAAUGAUAAGGAGCGCGUGUGAUGCGCAAAUUUUGCUCGAAUACAGAAUUCAUGACGCUAAUAGAUACUGACAGAUUGAGCAAAAUCUUAAAAAUACUCUUAAAUUAAAAAUAAAAAUUAUUCCUACUAUACUACUACUAAGUAGGCCCAGUUU
Molecule: messenger RNA, 2171 nt
Organism: Pararge aegeria (speckled wood butterfly)
Lineage: Eukaryota; Metazoa; Arthropoda; Insecta; Lepidoptera; Nymphalidae
Product: facilitated trehalose transporter Tret1-like
Exons: 7
Coding region: 630-2039 (469 amino acids)
Biological process (GO): transmembrane transport
Cellular component (GO): membrane
Molecular function (GO): transmembrane transporter activity
Source: RefSeq, a predicted model, not a curated record